AUGGCGAAUGAUUUCGCCUCUGCCAUGACCACCCGGUCGCUCCGCAUGGUCCGGACCGAGCUGGAGUUCCUCGCCGACUCGUCGGUGAUUUCACGCCAACAGCUGACUUCCAUCCUCUCACAACUGCCUGAUGAGUCCGAUGCUCGUUCCGCGCCCAGACACCGACAGGCCACACCGGUGGUACACACACCUUCACCCCUACCGGAACCCGUUCAGGCACAGCCUCCUCCAGCUCCCUAUUCUCCUCCCGUGUCACAAAUGCAAAAUGCCUCCUUGAACGAGAAAGCCCCGAUGCCGAUGCACAACCAAUAUGCCUCUCCUCAGAUGGCUCCGCCGGCCUACCCUCAAGUCCCACCCAUUAUUUGUCUCGCCUCGGCAUUGUAUGCAUACACUCCCACCGACACGGGGGAUCUUGCUUUGCAGCCGAAUGACCGUAUUCAAGUUAUUGAGCACAUGAACGAUGACUGGUGGCGUGGUCGCAACGAGCGUACUGGCAUGGAGGGUAUCUUCCCUCGGAGCUAUGUGAAUGUUGUAAAUGAAAAGGCCGCCGCUCCUCCACCUACCAACUAUGGAAAUAUGCCUCUCGAGGUAAGUCAAGGUGGACCUUCUGCUCCCGAGUCCAACGACCCGAACCAGAAGAGCAAAUUUGAGCAAGGAAGCAAGAAGUUUGGCAAGAAGCUUGGUAACGCUGCAAUUUUUGGUGCCGGUGCUACUGUCGGAUCCAAUAUCGUCAACAGCAUCUUCUAA
Molecule: messenger RNA, 747 nt
Organism: Penicillium odoratum
Lineage: Eukaryota; Fungi; Ascomycota; Eurotiomycetes; Eurotiales; Aspergillaceae
Product: SH3 domain-containing protein
Exons: 4
Coding region: 1-747 (248 amino acids)
Biological process (GO): protein transport to vacuole involved in ubiquitin-dependent protein catabolic process via the multivesicular body sorting pathway
Cellular component (GO): ESCRT-0 complex
Molecular function (GO): protein binding
Source: RefSeq, a predicted model, not a curated record